AUGGCAAAUCAUGGAAAACUAGAAGAAUAUGACUCACAAGAGGAAUGGAGUCAGUAUAUUGAGCGGUUGGAAUUUUAUUUCGAAGCAAAUGGCGUGGACGACGAAGAUAAACAACGAGCGACAUUAUUGAGUGUUUGUGGUAGCAAGACGUAUAAGUUGAUUCGGAACUUAAUCGCGCCGAAUAAACCGUCAGAGAAGACGUUUGCAGAGCUAGUAGAACUUGUACAACAACAUCAACACCCAAAACCGUCGGCAAUAGUGCAACGAUUCAAGUUUAAUACUCGGUUCAGGAAACCUGGUGAGUCAAUUGCUACGUAUGUAGCUGAAUUAAGAAGUUUUUCAGAACAUUGUGAUUUCAAGAGUACCUUAGAAGAGAUGUUACGUGAUCGGUUGGUGUGUGGAAUAAAUGACGAACAGAUUCAGCGUAGAUUCUUAGCAGAAAGUUCUCUCGACUUUAAGAAAGCCAUGAAAAUAGCUACAUCAAUGGAGACUGCAGUAAAGAAUGCACGAGAUUUGACACAUCAGAUGGCCAAUGCAAAUAUAAAUACUGAGAAACCUGCAACAUUACACCGUGUGGACAACCAAGGACAAGGAAACCAGCCAUGGUCAAAGCCUGAAUGUGGUCGGUGUGGGGGUAAACAUGACCCGCAACAAUGCAAAUUCCGCGAUGCUGAGUGUUUCCUGUGCCACAAGAAAGGACACAUAGCAAGAAAAUGUCGAAGCAACACUAAGGAGACUGGAAAACAUCAACGAAACGACAACCCUAACUCAGGCACUAGCAGCAACUAUUUAAACAUGAAGGAUGACGAGAUCGAAGAGGAAGACGACAACUAUGGGAUUUAUAGUCUGGGCAAAGGGCAAGCUGAGCCAUAUGUUGUUGAUGUACUGGUGAGCAAUGAAAGUCUAAAGAUGAAAGUAGAUACUGGUGCUGCAGUUAGUGUAAUGAAUGAGGAUACAUAUACAUUAUUGAAGAAAAAACACCCAAACCUAGAGCUGAAGGAGUCAAAG
Paramuricea clavata is the source of this 1008-nucleotide messenger RNA. NCBI's taxonomy places the organism in Eukaryota, Metazoa, Cnidaria, Anthozoa, Malacalcyonacea, Plexauridae. The record is from the annotation of a GenBank genome assembly.